AUGGCGGACACAAUACAAUUGACCGCCCCAAACGGGCUCAAGUACGGGCAACCUACAGGCCUCUUUAUCAACAACAGGUUCGUACCAAGCAAGUCGGGGAAGAAGCUAUCCUCGAUCAACCCUGCGACUGGCGAUGUGAUUACCGAAGUCUUCGCGGCCGGCGUUGAGGAUAUCGACGCAGCGGUGGCCGCGGCGCGCGAUGCGUUCAACAACCCACAGUGGAGGGACAUGGAUGCAGCUUCACGGGGAAAGCUUCUUCUCAAGCUGUCUGAGCUGGCUGACCGAGACGCUCAUAUACUGGCCACCAUCGACACCUGGGACCUGGGGAAGCCCUAUGCUGCUACGUCAACUGAGGAUGUCCCUGAGAUGAUCUCGGUGUUCCAGUACUAUGGUGGCUGGGCAGACAAGAACUUUGGCCAGACAAUCGAGACCAACCCGGCCAAGCUGGCCUUUACUCGCCAUGAACCUAUUGGCGUGUGCGGGCAGAUCAUCCCAUGGAAUUUCCCAGUUAUGAUGGCGGCCUGGAAACUAGGCCCAGCUUUGGCAACAGGCAACACAGUUGUUCUAAAAGCCGCUGAACAAACCCCCCUCUCCGCGCUAUACCUGGCACAACUUAUCAAGGAGGCUGGAUUUCCCGCUGGUGUUGUCAACAUUGUCAAUGGUCUUGGUCGUGAGGCGGGAGCAGCAAUUGUCGAGCACCCGGGAGUUGAUAAGGUGGCUUUCACAGGCUCAACAGCGACUGGACGUCAAAUCAUGAAAUCCAGCUCAGUAUCUUUAAAGAAUGUGACGCUCGAGACUGGAGGCAAGAGUCCUCUUAUUGUUUUCGAUGAUGCAAACUUCGAACAAGCUGUAAAGUGGUCUUGUGCCGGUAUCAUGGGCGGCAUGGGUCAGGUAUGCACUGCAACCUCUCGCGUUUACGUCCAGGAAGGGAUCUAUCAGAAGUUCCUGGAGGCCUUCCUUCAAGAAAUCAAAUCAUCCACAGUGAUCGGGGAUCCCUUUGAUGAAGCGACCACUCACGGACCUCAAGUGUCCCAGGCUCAAUUUGACAGAAUCCUACAGUUUAUCGAGGGAGCGAAGAGAGACGGUGCUAAGCAAGCAACUGGUGGAGGCCGCAGUGGCACCAGAGGUUUCUUCAUCGAGCCAACUGUAUUCCAAGAUGUCCCCAACUCUAUGGCUAUCUCGCGGGAGGAAGUAUUCGGUCCUUGUGUUACAAUUGCCCCUUUCAAGACUGAGGAAGAGGCCAUUGAGAAGGCAAAUGACACCACAUAUGGCCUGGCAGCUGCUGUUUUCUCCGAGAAUAUCAGAAAGAGCCACCGUGUUGCCAAUCGCCUCCAAGCUGGAACCGUCUGGAUAAACAGCUCCCAAGACUCUCACUUUGGGAUUCCGUUUGGUGGAUACAAGCAAUCUGGUAUUGGCCGCGAGCUGGGUGCGUAUGCGCUCUCGUCUUAUACGCAGGUCAAGGCAGUUCAUGUAAACUUGGGUCUUGACCUUUGA
This is a messenger RNA of Aspergillus puulaauensis, 1494 nucleotides long. RefSeq lists its product as uncharacterized. The record is from RefSeq and is a predicted model, not a curated record. The transcript has 6 exons. Gene Ontology annotation, molecular function: aldehyde dehydrogenase (NAD+) activity. Lineage: Eukaryota; Fungi; Ascomycota; Eurotiomycetes; Eurotiales; Aspergillaceae. Bases 1 to 1494 code for a protein of 497 amino acids.